Zophobas morio is the source of this 10443-nucleotide messenger RNA. RefSeq lists its product as uncharacterized. The transcript has 5 exons. Gene Ontology annotation, molecular function: protein binding. The record is from RefSeq and is a predicted model, not a curated record. NCBI's taxonomy places the organism in Eukaryota, Metazoa, Arthropoda, Insecta, Coleoptera, Tenebrionidae. Bases 100 to 8130 code for a protein of 2676 amino acids.
UGUCGCUUACAUACAAAUAGAAAGGUGUUACUUCUUUAUACUAGUUUACUGUAAAAGGGUUGCUGUUAAAUAUACUUUUCCAACUGUGAAACUUUAAACAUGGAAGAAGAAUUUGAGAGUUUUCAAAAAAGGGCCGGUACAACGGAUAAAGGUAAAGAUUAUGUGGAUGUGGCUCUCGCCAGUGUCGUACUACAACUAAUCAACGAACCAAUAAAUAACUUCCAAAUUUCAUCAAACGACGAAGUCUUUGGGACAUUCAGCGACCUGAUCAUUAAACGGAAAUUAGCUACAGAAAACGAAGUACGGGUAACAGCGUUGAAGUUGAACCAUGCCGAAAACAGAGAUCUGUCCACAGAUAAUUUCAAAAAAGGAAACUUCAGCAUUACAAAUUAUUUCAGAAGUUUCCAAAAAACAAAUAAACACGCAGACGAAUUCAUACUGUUUACCAACCGACGAUUUACGUGUGACGACAACACAACAUUUCAACUGGAUGAAGAAGAAUUUUCUGUUAAACCUGUUAAAGUAAAAGCUAUUUUCGAAUUUUCGGAGAAAAUAGACUAUGCGUAUCAGUUUCAAAUAGUAGAAGAAGAUUAUAAUGUAGAAACGCUUCUCAAAAUUCGAGAAUAUCAAGAUUUUUUUAGUAAAUUUUAUAUUCACACUGAUCAAGAAAAUGUUGAAAAUAUGAAAAAAACAGCAGCUGAAAAAUUCACCAAAACGUAUUCGUCAAGUGAGGAAGUAUUCGAAAAAUUCCUCACAAGAGUAUCUGAGUGGAACUUCCAAGAAGAGAACAAAGAAAAGUUAAACAAAAAGUGGAUGGAACGGCUGAUUGCUUUGCUUCUUCUAUCUUCCAACCUCAAACCUUUAUCUUCCGGUCCAGUUAAUGAGAAAUUCGUUAAUGAGAGAGUGGCGAUACUUCAAGAAGCCAUUUCCAUUUUCCAUAUUACACUAUUUGAAAAAAAGUCGUAUGAAAAGCUUAAAUACAUGUGGGAUGAAAUGAGAAAAGAAAAUAAGUUUGACAUUGGAGACUUAAACAAAGUGAGAGAAAGGUACCUUCCUACAGUCAAAUGUUUUGAUAAUGCCAAUUUUAACGAAACGGAUCCAAGAAUAUUGAUGCAACUGUUGUGGUUAAUGGACAAAUGUCCACUAAUAAUACACGAAAACGAAAACGUCGAAAAAGCCAUCCAACUCUGUCCCGAUAAAAAGUUUAUCUUGAUUGGCGAAGGCAAGAAACAGGCCUGGAUGGAAGAAAACUAUUCCGUGUUCCAAAAUCUGUCAAAUUUGAAUUCGAAGCCAGACUUGCGCGAAAAAAUCAUGCAAAAAUUUACCGUAUCGAUUCAAGGAAAAAAAGAACGUGAUCUUGUCGAAACUUUUGGCAGUAAUGAAGAAUUGUUAGGCAGAGUUACGACGGAUAAUUUGUUGGAAAUGUUAGACGGUCCAUAUCGUGUAUGUGGAGCAAAAGAAACACUUCCUGAACCCUAUAUCGAACGCUGUAUCUCGCGAAAUGUUGUAAAUACCACAUAUCUAGAAAAAGUGCACGAAAACACAAUUAUUGUUUUAAAUUGCGCCAGUAAUUUUGAUAAGGUUAAAGACAAACUCAGCAAACACAAAUGUAUUGACAUCAAUAACGUUUUACAAGAAAAAAAAGACAAUGUCGAAAAUCGAAAAAAUAGUGAAUCUAAUUUUGAUAGACACAAAAAUAACUUAUAUGCUAAUACAAUCUACGUAGGUUAUAAGCACUAUAGUGACGAUGAACUUCAUCAAAUUUACGACAAACAUACAGAAACUAAAUCAAUUCAUUAUUUUAAAAUUUUGGAAGACGGGAAUUUAGAAUGGAUUCAAAGCAAAGGGGAUGUAAGUGAUCUAAAGAAUUAUAACUUGUCUAAUACAUAUUUUACGAACGAGAACGAGUUGUGGUCUUUACGGUUAGAUAAAAACAUCAAACUAAUAACAGGUGAGGCGGGAAUGGGCAAAUCGGAAUUAAUGAAAAGUUUAAAAAAUAAAAGUCCGCCGGAAUACUGGACAGUUAUAAUUAAUCCCGACGAUGUUAACUUAUUUUUUCACAAUUCCGAUUUUUCUAAGCCAGCAGAUUAUCCAAAUUUAUUUAAAAAGUUUAUCACGAACGAAAAAUAUCGCUAUCUCGAUAAACUUGAACGAAUGGUUUUCGAAAAGUGUGUUAAGGAAAAUAACGUUAUUUACGUGUGGGACGCCCUCGAUGAAAUUGUAGCAGAACAUUUAGAAGUCGUGUCGGAAAUAAUCUUCAAUCUGUCAAAAAAACAAGUCAGUCAGUGGGUUACUAGCAGAUGCCAUUUACAAACAUAUUUAGAAAACAAAUUCAGUUUACUUUCACUCAGUAUAAAUCAGUUUAGCGAACAAGAACAACAAAAUUACAUUAGAAAACGCCUAACUAAUUUCGAUAUUUCCGCAGACAAAAUUGACUUCACGUUCGAAAAAAUCAAAUCAUCUUUUGCGGUUGUCAAAAACGUAAACAUUUUGGGAAUCCCGCUUCAAAUUUUCAUGCUCACCGAAUUGUUUCGUCAAAAUAACGAAAAAUAUUUUAAACUGACGGAAAAUACGCUUCUGUUGACCGACUUAUACGAGUAUUUUAUUCAAGAGAAGUUUAUUAGUUUUUACAGGGAUAAAAAGAAAGUCGAUUUUAAUAAUCCUUACCUAGAAAAUUUAGUUAAUAAAGAAAUAGAAACGAUUGUAGAUAGUUUGGAAAAGUUGACGUUGAAGAUAAUAUUUCCUCAAGAUAUUUUACGACAAAUAAAUAUUGAUUUCGAAAUCGAGUUGGCAAAAAUUAAAGAUGAAGAGGCUUGUCUGAGUCUUGUAGUGGGAUUCCAGAAUAAUGUGCCGCGUUUUGUUCACGGUUCAUUCGCGGAAUACUUAACGGCUAGCUACCUAUCAAGGAAUAUUCACAAUUUUAAAGACAAAAUAAUUUGGAACACCAUAUUUGACGCCAGGUGCGAUAACGUUCGUUUCUUUUUUGACAUGUUGUUAGCUAAAAACUCAAAAGCUCACAUCGCAGUUUUGUACAAAGAUUACGAAUCACUUAGAACUUACGACGAUGAAAUUUUAAAACGUAAAGAUGAGGGUGCUAGAAGCGUUCUACAUCUGCUUUCGUCAUGGGGGCAAAGACAUCCGCGCCUACAAGAAGCAGCUAUAAAUGAAAAUUUCGACAAAAAGCCCGAAAGCGAAGAAUAUUUUAAAACGGUAACAUUUUUGAAAGACAAGAACGAUAUUGGCGAACUUGACAAAUUACUAAAUCUGACGCCUUUGCUUUAUGCCAGAAAAAGUGAGAGCUUAGGGGCUGAACUAAAAUUACUUCAAACAAACAAAACCGACUUGAAUAAAGCAUGCAAUAGCACAGACAUGAAAUAUAUUUUUUAUUAUUCGGCUUUAUAUGGCUACGAAGACGUAUGUCAAUUUUUAACAGUCGAACAUUUAAGUAAAUUUUGGAGCGAUUUGAAUUUUUCUACUUCACAAUUCGCAUUAACAUUCCUAAUACGGGCUUGUGAGCUAGGAAAAUUAUCCAUUGUUGAAUUUUUAGUAAAAUCUGGUGUCGAUAUCAAUCACGCUAACAAAAACGGCUUCACACCACUUCACACAGCUUCUCUAAAUGGCCACGAAGGGAUUGUCGACUAUUUAAAGAAAAACGGCGCCGAAAUCAAUCGCCCUAAUAGAAAUGGUGAGACACCAGUGUAUACAGCUUCCUUACGCGGUCACGAACAAGUUGUUAAGUCCUUAGCAACAUCCGGUGCCAAUAUCAAUCUUGCUGAUAAAAAUGGUUGGACACCGCUUCACGUAGCUUCACUAAACGGCCACGAAAAUAUUGUCCAAUACUUAGCGACAAAUCGCGCUGAAAUUAAUCGCGUUGACAAAGAGGGUUGGACACCACUUCACAUUGCUUCUUGCCACGGACAGUUAAAGGUUGUCAAAUACCUAACAACAAAAGACGCCGAAAUUAAUUGUCGCAAUAAAAACGGUCGGACACCACUUCACUUAGCUUCCGAAGACGGCCACGAUGAAGUUGUCAAACACUUGCACAAAUCCGGCGCCGAAAUCAACCGUAUUGACAAUUCCGGUUGGACACCACUUCACAUAGCUUCAUUCCGCGGCCACGAAAAAGUUGUCAAAUAUUUGGCUACAGUUGAUGACGAAAUCAAUCGCGCUCAAAUCGACGGUUUGACACCAAUUCAUUUAGCUUCGCUCCAAGGCCACGAAGGAGUUGUCAAACACUUGAAGACAAUCGGCGCCAAAGUCAAUGGCACUAAUGAAAACGGUGUGACGCCACUAUACGUGGCGUCACAAAACGGUCACGAAAAAGUUGUCGAAUACUUAACGACAGUCGGUGCCGGAGUCAAUCACGCUCUGAACAACGGGUCGACGCCACUUUACAUAGCUUCAUCAAACGGCCACGAGAAAGUUGUCAACUAUUUGGUAAAACACGGUGCCGAAAUCAAUCACGUUUGUAACGACAGUUUGACACCACUUCACAUAGCUUCACAGCACGGCCACGAAAAAGUCGUCGAAUCGUUAGUGAAAGCAGGCGCCGAAAUCAAUCGCCCCAAUAGUGAUGGUCGGACACCACUUUUCAUGGCUUCUUACAACGGCCACGAAAAAGUUGUCGAAUUGCUUGCCACAGCUGGCGCGGAAUUUAACUGCGUUAAUAAUGGUAGUUGGACACCACUUCACGUAGCUUCCCAAAACGGUCACAAAAAAGUUGUCGAAUACUUGAUAACAGUCCGUGCCCGAGUCAAUCACACUCUGAUAGACGGUUCGACACCACUUCACAUAGCUUCACUCCACGGGCACAAAGAAGUUGUCGUAGCAUUGGCGGCAGCCGGGGCCGAAAUCAAUCGCACUGAUAAUUAUGGUCGGACGGCACUUCACUUAGCUUAUCGAAACCGCCACAAAAGUGUUGUCACAUUCUUAUCACACAUCAGUGUCGAUGUGAAUCACACUGAUGAUGAAAACGGUGCGACACCACUUCAUUCAGCUUGCGUUACCGGCGAUCUAAAUGUUGUUAAAGACUUAGCGAAAUUCGCUGGAAAAGUCAACCAUCAUGCUAAUGACGGUUUCACACCACUUCAUGUAGCUUCUUUAAAUGGACACGAACAAGUUGUCAAAUUCUUGACGACAGUCGGCGCCCAAAUCAAUUGCGUUACGAAGGAAGGUUGGACACCACUUCAUUUAGCUUGUCAAAACGGCCACGAAAAAGUUGUCGAAUUCCUUACCACAGCGGGCGCCGAAGUCAACUGUGUUAGUAAUAAAGAUUGGACACCACUUCACGUGGCUUCCCAAAACGGUCACAAAAAAGUUGUUGAAUACUUGACGACAGUCAGUGACGGAGUCAAUCAUACUCUGAAAGACGGUUUGACACCACUUCACAUAGCUUCACUCCACGGACAUGAAGAAGCUGUCGUAGCAUUGGCGGCAGCCGGGGCCGAAAUCAAUCGCACUGACAAUUAUGGUCGGACGCCACUUCACUUAGCUUAUCGAAACGGCCACAAAAGUAUUGUCACAUUCUUAUCAAACAAAGGUGUCGAUGUCAAUCACACUGAUGAAAACGGUGAGACACUACUUCAUUCGGCUUGCGUCACCGGCGAUCUAAACGUUGUUAAACAGUUAGCGAAAUUCGAUGGAAAAGUCAACAAUCCUGCUAAUGACGGUUUCACACCGCUUCACGUAUCUUCUUUAAAUGGACACGAAGAAGUUGUCAAAUUCUUGAAGACAAUCGGCGCCCAAAUCAAUUGCGUUACGAAUGAAGGUUGGACACCACUUCAUUUAGCUUGUCAAAACGGCCACGAAAAAGUUGCCGAAUUCCUUGCCACAGAGGGCGCUGAAGUUAACUGCGUUAAUAAUGGUAGUUGGACACCACUUCACGUAGCUUCCCAAAACGGUCACAAAAAAGUUGUCGAAUACUUGACGACAGUCGGCGCCGGAGUCAAUCACGCUCUGAUAGACGGUUCGACACCACUUCACAUAGCUUCACUCCACGGGCAUGAAGAAGUUGUCGUAACAUUGGCGGCAGCCGGGGCCGAAAUCAAUCGCACUGAUAAUUAUGGUCGGAAACCACUUUACUUAGCUUAUCGAAACCGCCACAAAAGUGUUGUCACAUUCUUAUCACACAUCAGUGUGGAUGUCAAUCACACCGAUAAAAACGGUGCGACACCACUUCAUUCAGCUUGCUCCAUCGGUGUUCUAAAUCUUGUUAAACACUUAGUGAAAUUCGGUGCAAAAGUCAACCAUUGUACUAAUGGCGGUUACACACCACUUCACGUAGCUUCUUCAACUGGACACGAAGAUGUUGUCAAAUUCUUGAUGACAAUCGGCGCCCAUAUCAAUUGCGUUACGAAUAAAGGUUGGACACCACUUCAUUUAGCUUGUCAAAACGGCCACGAAAAAGUUGUCGAAUUCCUUGCCACAGAGGGCGCCGAAGUUAACUGCGUUACUAAUGAAGGUUGGACACCACUUCACGUAGCUUCCGAAAACGGUCACAAAAAAGUUGUUGAAUACUUGACGACAGUCAGUGUCGGAGUCAAUCAUGCUCUGAAAGACGGUUCGACACCACUUCACAUAGCUUCACUCCACGGGCAUGAAGAAGUUGUCGUAGCAUUGGCGGCAGCCGGGGCCGAAAUCAAUCGCACUGAUAAUUAUGGUCGGACGCCACUUUACUUAGCUUAUCAAAACCGCCACAAAAGUGUUGUCACAUUCUUAUCACACAUCAGUGUGGAUGUCAAUCACACCGAUAAAAAAGGUGCGACACCACUUCAUUCAGCUUGCGCUACCGGCAAUCUAAAUGUUGUUAAACACUUCGCGAAAUUCGGUGGAAAAGUCAACCAUCCUGCUAAUGAUGGUUUCACACCACUUCACGUAGCUUCUGCAAAUGGACACGAAGAAAUUGUCAAAUUCUUGACGACAGUCGGCGCCCAAAUCAAUCGCGUUACUAAUGAAGGUUGGACACCACUUCACGUAGCUUUCGAAAACGGUCACAAAAAAGUUGUUGAAUACUUGACAACAGUCAGUGUCGGAGUCAAUCAUACUCUGAAAGACGGUUCGACGCCACUUCACUUAGCUUAUAGAAACCGCCACAAAAGUCUUGUCACAUUCUUAUCUCACAGCAGUGUCAAUAUCAAUCACACUGAUGACAACGGUGGGACACCACUUCAUUCGGCUUGCGUCACCGGCGAUCUAAACAUUGUUAAAGAGUUAACGGAAUCCAAUGGAAAAGUCAACCAUCCUGCUAAUGAUGGUUACACACCACUUCACGUAGCUUCUUUAAAUGGACACGAAGAAGUUGUCAAAUUCUUGAUGACAGUCGGCGCCCAAAUCAAUUGCCUUACGAAUGAAGGUUGGACACCACUUCAUUUAGCUUGUCAAAACGGCCACGAAAAAGUUGUCGAAUUCCUUGCCAAAGCUGGCGCCGAUGUUAAUUGCGUUAAUAAUGAUAGUUGGACACCAGUUCACGUAGCUUCCCAAAACGGUCACGAAAAAGUUGUCGAAUACUUGGCGACAGUCGGUGCCGGAGUCAAUGACACUCUGGUAGACGGUUCGACACCACUUCACAUAGCUUCACUCCACGGGCAUGAGGAAGUUGUCGUAGCAUUGGCGGCAGCCGGGGCCGAAAUUAAUCGUACUGAUAAUUAUAGUCGGACGGCACUUCACUUAGCUUAUCGAAACAGCCACAAAAGUGUUGUCACAUUCUUAUCACACAUCAGUGUUGAUGUCAAUCACACUGAUAAAAACGGUGGGACACCACUUCAUUCAGCUUGCGUCACCGGCGAUCUAAAUGUUGUUAAAUACUUUGCGAAAUUCACUGGGAAAGUCAACCAUCGUGCCAAUGACGGUUUCACACCACUUCACGUAGCUUCGUGUAAUGGACACGAAGAAGUUGUCAAAUUAUUGACGACAGUCGGCGCCGAAAUCAAUUGCGUUACUAAUGAAGGUUGGACACCACUUCAUUUAGCUUGUCAAAGCGGCCACGAAAAAGUUGUAGAAUAUUUGGUGACAUUCGGUGCGGAAGUCAAUCGUGUUCAAAAUAACGGUUUCACACCACUUCAAAUAGCUUCGUCCCUACGCCACGAAAAAGUUGUCAAAUAUUUAAAGAGUAUAAGUUCUCGAAAAAUGUAGUGUAGUACGCAAGUUUCUUAUUUUGUUAAAUCAUGUCGUUACCGUUAUUCUUAGGUAAUAGCAGUAAUAGUGUAAGAAAAAAAAAGGCUCCUGAGGGGGAAUCGAACACACCACCGCUUCCGCAUUGCAGGUCCUAGGCCGUCUAAUUUAGCCAGUCACCACUUAGACCACGCAUGUCAAUCCGAGAAAAAUUCAACUGGGAAAACCCUUUUUUACAUUACUUUAUCACCUUUGCUUUGUCCUAUAGCUACAAAAAAAGUCAAAAUUUACUCGUGAUAUAAUUCCUCAAAAGAAAUUGCUGUAGUACAUUAGAACACUCUCUUGCAAAUAUAACUGAGUUAAAAAUUAAAUUGUUAACCAUUGACGAUAUCAAAUAUAUAAGGCUUUCUGAAAAAAUAAAAACAAAAUUGUGUUUUCUCCAUUAUUAACGUAAAUAAACAAAACCCGAUGGAUGGUACCGUCCAGUAUUUUCCAAUAAUUGUGCGAACUGAUUUUACUAAAACAGAGAACACCACGAUGAAGAAAAAGUUUUAUAUUGUGGAACAAAACUGAAAAAUAAUCUUGCAGAAUCGCUUUUCCACGGACAUCUAAAAUCGCCAAUCUUAAAGAAAAGGCACAGUAUAUGUGCUAAAUUAUAUGUUUAAUCCUACUACUAAAUAUAACCCAAAUGAAGCCGAAUAAAAAGAUAAAGCUUUCUGUGCAACUUAUAUGGUGUAAUAGAGAAUCAUUGACAACCCACUUCUAAAUAUCAAGACAUCAAGAGUAAUUAAUAGCUCAUGAUUCGAUAGAAUGGUGUAAUAAAUAUGGUUUCAUUGGAAGAAACCCGCAGAGUGCCCAAAAUGACACAUUAUUGUGACCUUAAGUUAUUUUGCUGUUGACUUCCUGCGACAUUGGCAGACUAACUACCUACCUAAAAUAGGCCAAAUCCUAGUAACUUGCCUUAGAAAACUAUAUUUGUUCAAAAAGUUCGAGACCUCCAGCCCACAUCAACACAACUUCCAACGAAAAUCAUUGUCUGCGCUGGUUAUCAUGCUUCUGACUUCCUCGGACGUUUUUUCAGUGGCAAAUGGCAAAUAUUACCAAAAUAUGCCAAGCACUCAGCAGUUCUAGCAAUGGAAGAUGACGAUCUCUAGGAAAACAACCUACGGAUUAUUUGUUAGACUUAAUUCAGACUGUUCUGAACUUACUAAAUUGUCAAGGUGUGUUUAUGUAUCACCUGAUAUUGAUAAUCUUAAUUACGGUUAGAAUGUAGAAAAUUCUAGUUGUACAGUGUGUAUUUUGUGUCGGAUAUUGUCAGCCUAAUUGAUUUUUCUAUGUAAAGAAUGAAUUUGCCGAUGAAACGACUGCCGCAGUCUGAUCUUUUACUUUGUUUUGAGUCAGAUAUUGCUUAACUUCAAAAUUUUGCCUAAAAUUUUAAUUACUAUCUAGGUUUUGAAGUGGGCGCUCGGUGAAUUCAUUUUGGGAGUUGUAUUGUUUUUGUAAUUUUUCUUCUUAUUGAUAAUUAUAUCUGAUAUAUAUUUCUGUUAAUCCAUACUUUUCAGUAGAUUCAGCCAGUGGGAAUUUUUAAAUUUUCCCGUCUAAUUAAGAAAAUACCUUGUCGACUUUGGUAUUUGUGGUGAUAGAGAUAGUGACAUUUGUCCUUUUAUGUUUAUUUUCAUAACUUUUUCAUUCGCUGUAAGCAGUAAUUGGAACAAUUACUGUGCGAAAAUAAUUCAUUAAAAUUACUCAUUACUCAGUAAAAGUAGUAAUGCAUUACAAUUACAAAUUACUUUUUUUAAACUCGCUUUAAAUUUUGACUCCCUACUGGAUUAAUCUUCUCUUUGUGGGGACGAACCAGGUAUAAUAAUCUCAACAGAUCAGGUAAACGAUUCGUAAAGUAACUGCUAAAGUAAUUGAAUUUCUCACAAAAAGUAAUUCACUGCAAUUGCUCAUUACUUUCAAAGUAACUGAGUUACAGUACUAGAUUAGGUGUAAUUCAAUUCCUUCCGACCACUGCAAAUGUGUUACAAAUAGAUGUCAAGUUGUCAUAAAAAAAAAACAGCAAAUUGGUUAAAAAAUAUAUUCAAAUGAAUAAUUCGCGGAGCGGCCUGUGAGAAUAUGUAUUUUGGGUUGCAUAAACACGAUAAAUAGUGGAUUCAAAUUCAAAGAGUGUAGUUUUAGUCAAGUAGAAAUGCAGUAAUUUUGGUAAAAAAUGUUACGAAAUUAUUGUAACGCUCCAAUCUUAGCAUUAAAAGUACAUAAUACAUUUCCAGAAUGUCUUAAAAUGUAUAGGAUGGUCUAGUUUAUAAUAAUAACAAUAAUAAUAAUAUUAUA